Messenger RNA from Hippocampus zosterae (dwarf seahorse), 1670 nucleotides. It is a transcript of the gene rhd, whose product is annotated as Rh blood group, D antigen. The record is from RefSeq and is a predicted model, not a curated record. Gene Ontology annotation, biological process: ammonium homeostasis; ammonium transmembrane transport. The transcript is spliced from 10 exons. Gene Ontology annotation, cellular component: plasma membrane. Gene Ontology annotation, molecular function: ammonium channel activity. The coding region runs from base 200 to 1435 and encodes 411 amino acids. NCBI's taxonomy places the organism in Eukaryota, Metazoa, Chordata, Actinopteri, Syngnathiformes, Syngnathidae.
GUGUGUUGUUUUCACAAUGCUCAAGUGAAAAGAGGAUUCAAAUGUCAGCAUUUUAUUUUAGUUUAUUUCAAAAGGUAGAGAUAAUUUUUUGUAUUAUCUGCGCAUGUAGCAGAAGAUAAGAAAAAGCUGCACAGUGGGCUGUGCCCCAUUUCAUAUCAUCAGAGUGAAGCAUGCAUCUCCCGGAGCAAAGUCAUCUACUAUGGCUCCUAAAUACGCCCCAAGUUUGCGCUCUCGUUUGGCUCCUUUUUUGCUUUCCUUACAAAUAGGUUUUGUAGUUGUGUGUUACUUCUACGUUGAGAUUGAAAGCAAUGUGAAUGGGAUUAAAUUCAGCAAUUUAUAUCCAGUGUUCCAGGAUGUGAAUGUGAUGGUCUUCUUGGGUUUUGGCUUCUUGAGCACCUUUUUAGUACGCUAUGGGUUCAGCGGCUCAGGGUUCAACCUACUUAUAGCUGUCAUUGGCACCCAGUGGGCACUCCUACUCAAUGGCUUUGAGUCCUGGUAUUAUAGAGGGAAGAUUCGGAUUGACCUGAAUAGCUUGGUGGUUGCCGAGAUGUGCACAGCCUCGGUUCUCAUCUCAAUUGGUGCUGUGCAAGGAAAAACAAAUCCUGUCCACUUAAUUCUCAUGGUACUGCUGGAGGUAUUUGGCUUUGUCCUGAAUGAGUGGCUCCUGCAGACUUUGCUACCGGUACGGCAGUUGAACUUCAUUAUGGUGCUUCACAUCUUUGGAGCUUUCUUUGGUCUUGUGCUGACAUGGAUCCUCUAUCGGAAAGAAUCAUUUCAGGGAUUCGAGAAGGAAAAACUUGACCGCAAAACAGAAUUGUUCUCCAUGUUAGGUACUGUGUUUCUCUGGAUGUUUUGGCCCAGUUUUAACUCCAUCCUCACGGAAGAGAGGUUGUCGGCAGUGUGCAGCACCUACCUGGCCCUGGCUGUCAGUGCUGUAGCAUCUGUUGCGAUAUCUGCGCUCUUCAGUCCAAAGGGAAAAGUCAAUCCAGCCCAUUUUCAGUCAUGCAUUCUUGCUGGGGGUGUCGCUGUUGGGGUUUCCAUGCCAGCGAUACGUUACCCGUGGGAGGCCAUGACAACUGCACUGGCCGCAGCUGCUGUGUCAACCGUUGGAUUCCAAUACCUCAAGAACCACAUGUUGUUUGCUUUCGAGUGCCAUGACACCUGCAGUGUUCUGAGCACACACGGACUCCCUGGUCUACUGGGAUGGCUGAUACAGCUCCUCCUGCAGAUCCAACAGUGUGAUGAUCACACAAUGGCGAUCCGGUUCGCCGUAUUUCACAUUUAUGCCCUCCUCAUCACCCUAGCUACAAGCCUGACCAUGGGAUUCCUAACAGGAGUACUACUAAAGUGGGACAUCUGGAGACCACCCCAAGAUAAAAAAUGUUUUGAUGAUCAAGCUUUCUGGAAGUUUGAGCAUCUUGCAGUUCGCAAAUAAUCUGAGGAGUCUGACCCUGGAGGUGUAGACAAGCUUCACACAAGACAAAUGCAAAACAUAUCCUGCUCAGAAUGAUUGUUUAAUUAUACCAUGGAAGCCAAAAACUGGCCCCAUUUCACAAAAGUAAGAAAUGGAUGCACAUAGUAAGUAAAUCUACCGGACAGUUGUGAAAAAAUGUUGACCUCAAUUAAGCUUGGCAAAACCAUAAUUACUUUACAAUAAAUCUGCAUGACGA